AUGCCAUGUAUGUAUUUCUCAGGGGAAGAGAGCAAGGAAAUAGCUUUCGAUGAUCCUGCCAGUGAGUGCAUCAGGAUCAACCCAGCACUUUAUACAAAGGUACAGAAUGACAAUGACCAAAAUGCCAGAGUCUUUUUAGACACUCAUUUAUUGAGAGUCCACAACGAUAUACCAGAAGAAGAGUUUACUCUUGACAAAAUAGAGCGGAUAGUACCCAAAAGCGAUGCGUCGGUAUCGGUUGAGACGAGGGCGUUCAUACUCGCACUUAAUUAUGUUACCAACUUAAUGGUGGUAGCCGACUUUAGGGAGAUGACCAGCAACGAAUUUAAAACAACUUAUCUUGCUCCACUUGACAACGCUCUCAGAGGGUCUAUUAUCGAUGAUGAAUAUUUGCUGAAGCGAUAUGCUUAUCCAUUUGGAGAUGCUACAAAUGUGGAAGGUGAUAUCCAGGAAUACUUUGAUCAAAAAAUAGCGGAUUCGAUCAACACGCUUUACGGUGAGAUUUAUGGGAAAUAUCAUAAGUUUGGCAAGCCAACUAUCAUAAGACCACCUUUAGAUAGAAGACGUAUAAUAAAGCCGGAUAUCAUUCAUUUUGCAAUGAAUAAACUGUCUCCUAAUCGGCAAAAUCCGGAAAUCUGUUUUGGGAUAGGUGAUUACAAAAAGAAGAGUUAUCAUUUAGCACGAGGGUUUAAAGAAUUGAAAGCAACGUUAAAAGAAUAUAAUAAGUGCUUAUCAGACCAGAGAAGCUUGAGACUGCACUCGACGAAUACUAUAUUUCAAGACCGAGAAUGGACACCCAGAGUGGUAUGCGCUUUAGUGCUAAGGAAGUAUAUUUAUCAAGCUUUCCUCUGUGGGACAGAUAGGGUAUUCAUUUCAGACCACCAAUCUUUUUCUGGAUUUUUCAGGUAUAAUAUUGCAAACGACGGAAGUAUGGUAAUAAACUACUACGUUAUUAACGAUCCUGAGACUGUCGAACAUGGAAUCACUUUAAGGUCUGCAAUUGCAGGAUUUUUCUACGAAGAGAGAAAAGAGGCUCUUGACACAAAGGAGCGACUAACGAGAGCCCUUGAGGUAGGGACUAAAACAAAAGGGACUGACCCAUUUGAGAAUGUAGUUCCUAGACCUGUGGAAGAACCAUCCCAGGAUCGUAAGCGUAGUAAACUAUCUGGAAGCGAACUCAGUCAUUUUGAAGCGUUGGACGACAUAUUUAGAAUCUAUUCCCACGGCACCCAAGAAGAAGAACAUGGUAACAAAGAGGAUGGAGUAAUUUUUGAUAAAACAAGCAAGGAGUCUCAAAGUACGAGCAUUACAAAUGAUAGUGUUGCUUCAAAAGGUUCCGCGAUAAAUAGAAAGCUCACAAACCCUGUUUCACCUUAUUCAAAAGAUUUACAUGCUAUUGACCAGAUGUCAACUUAA
This is a messenger RNA of Priceomyces carsonii, 1416 nucleotides long. RefSeq lists its product as uncharacterized. NCBI's taxonomy places the organism in Eukaryota, Fungi, Ascomycota, Pichiomycetes, Serinales, Debaryomycetaceae. The record is from RefSeq and is a predicted model, not a curated record. Bases 1 to 1416 code for a protein of 471 amino acids. The transcript has 2 exons.